Molecule: messenger RNA, 1161 nt
Organism: Magallana angulata
Lineage: Eukaryota; Metazoa; Mollusca; Bivalvia; Ostreida; Ostreidae
Product: putative ankyrin repeat protein PA3287
Exons: 4
Coding region: 122-943 (273 amino acids)
Molecular function (GO): protein binding
Source: RefSeq, a predicted model, not a curated record
UUAGUGGAAGUCAGUGAUACACGCACUUUGUAAAAAUGUAUAAACGGCCGUGUAAAGGACAAAAGACGCCGAUUUUUUAAGAAUAUCAAUUAUUGGUUUUGUUUUACGCUGUGUGAAAACAAUGGACAAGAUAACCAUGAAAACAUACCCAAGAAGAAGGUUUUCCCAAAAAGCACCAAUAUUGAUAAGACGAAAAAGAUUGGCUUCUAACGGAGAGAUUCUCGAAACACAAGAUUUUCCUGAUACUGUUGCUAUAGGAAAUGAUAUAUUUCAAUGUGUGUUAUCAGGCGAUGAAGAAACAGUUAAGAAUUACUUAAAAUUAGGAAAGAACCCAAAUCUUCGAAAUAAAAACGGAAAUUCCCUUAUACACUUGGCAGUUGAAGCAGGAGAUCCUGACAUCGUGGAAAUGUUUUUAUGUGAUGAUCGGUGCCAGGUUGACGGUAUUAACGACUUGGGUCAAACACCUCUGAUGUGUGCAAUUACAUUGAAUGAUUUGGAACUCGUCAAACUUUUAAUGAAAGCAGGUGCUGAUGUAGAAAUAAGGGAUAAAACUGGGAAAACAUCCUUGCUGAUCGCCUUACAAGACUGCAACUACGAAAUAGCCGAUUACUUAAUCAAGCAUGGAUCUGAUGUUAACGCCACGGAUGCACUGGGGCAUAGCGCUUUGUUUAUCGCUAUCAACACUCUAGAUAGCGGAUGUGUCAAAAUAGCUUCAAAACUUCUGAAAGCAGAUUACUCUCUAGAAAAGGACAAGGAGUGGUUGAUGAGAGAAGGUCUUGAUAUUGAAAUAAAAAAGUCUCAUGGUCGAAUGAGCCGCGUUCUUCGGAAAGUGUCAUGUGGAAUGAACCAUAACGAAAACCAAGAUUCCCUUAUGUCUUACUUCAGUGUUCGGAAAGCUCCUGAUGGACAUUCUAGUCUCCAUGUGAUGACAAUUAACAGAUAACUUAAUUCACUUCAACAUGUGUUGAUUUGUUAAUGUGUUUUCGCAGUUAUAAUUUAAUAUAUAUGAUUGUUUUUAAAACCCGCGCUAUCUUGAAGAUGUACGCACAAAUUCAGAAUAAAUUGUACGAGGACAAUUUUGUCAUGGAAUUUAAGCAAAUAAAAAUAGUGCAUGUAAUCAGAAGGUGGUAAUACCAAAAACACAAUAAAUUUAUGUUGUAA